This is a messenger RNA of Aplysia californica (California sea hare), 4925 nucleotides long. RefSeq lists its product as uncharacterized. The coding region runs from base 578 to 2860 and encodes 760 amino acids. The record is from RefSeq and is a predicted model, not a curated record. The transcript is spliced from 3 exons. Lineage: Eukaryota; Metazoa; Mollusca; Gastropoda; Aplysiida; Aplysiidae.
CUCGCCCCGAUAAGGCUGAGGAGAGACCUACAACAACACGUCAACUCUUGGCUCCUGUCCCACGAAAAGGGGCAUACUACUAUUUUUAUUUUUGCAUCGGAUUCACGUUCCUUCGGGAGUCGUCCACUCUGCGACAGAAACUAUCGACCAGCCUUGUGCGACGACCGUGCAUUAACUUAAUGAAAUGACGUCGACGUCUUAUUUCUCUACAACGGAAUAGAUUUUUAUCCAUCAAUCCAUCGCGGAGUCUCAAGAUUGUGCGGCGUUCAAGCGAGGUUGAAGAAGAAAGAAACACCAGUUCAGUCGUCGCUCUUAUAUUCUAGGGAUUUUUAUACCUUCAGACGAGAAAAGACUGACGUUUGAUCUACCCGCAGCGUGUGUGUUUUUGUGCAUGGAUAAUUGCAGAUUCCUAUCGGGGUCGUGGAUUUUAUGCUGAGAACAGAUCUGAACCUAUAAUACACUGACUCGGAGUAUAGCCACCUAUGGACGCCACCCCUGCCUGCCCCUGCACAUCCAGGAACUUCAUACAGGCAGGCGAGCGUUCUGACUACUGAACCACUGUUAGGCGUUGCAGAUUAUGACCCAUUUAGAAAUGCGGAACUUCGAUAUGCAUUACGACCCUGAGGACGCCGAGAUGUCGGCCCAGGAGCGCCUUCUCUUCAACAACAACUUCAACAACAACCACCACCAUCACCAACACCCGCAGCAGCAUCUUUCGGGCAGUGGAGAGGAGGAGAACCAGUACCAGGUACCCUAUGCCCACCUACACCAGCACCAGUACCUGCAGCACCAGCAACAACUUCAGCACCAGCAGAUGCCUGGUAUGUACAGCGGUAGCGGCGGCAGCAGCAGCGACGGCCGACAUGGAACCUUCAGGCCGUCCACCCCGCGCAUGAACGGCAACCACCACUCACCAGUGCCUCACCAUCAUUCUGGCAACAGCUUUCAUGAUAAGUACAGCGUGGCUUACCCUGUGCGUGAAGAUCAUCUAGGAAGACAUAGCAAUCGCUCGAAUGGUUCUGGUAUCGUGUAUCGACCCAGGCGGAAACUUUGGUGGAUGGCGGCCAUGUUGGUUCUCUUUCUGCUCCUAGUGGCGGGUGCUGUCGUCAUCGCGAUUUACUUCACCGUUCUCAAAAAAGAGGCGGAGCCUCAGGAAACCGUGGGAGGGACUGUAAUGGAAACGGACGAUGGCCACACGCCACAGACUAGCGAAGAAGAGUUUGUCACGAAGCAGCCACCGUAUAACUUCCCGAAUCUUGGCACAACACCUCAUCCCCCGCGCGGUUCUUUCUUUCCCAGUUUCUCGGAUACGAAAGUUCAGAAGUUCGAUGCAUACUGGCACCCUGGUGAUUCCCGCCUUUUUGUGGCGUCCCUAACCAACGGUACAGUAAUCCAGGUGUUCGGCCCCAAGAAGAGCGACGGAACAGUCAAGUCCCUGUACUCGCUCAGCAUGUCUGGAGCGGACGGGAUGGUGAGGUCUGUGCGCUUUCUUGGUCAGCGCAAUCUGGCGUCUGUCGUGCUGCCCAGUGGCGUGAUUGUCAGCUACGACUGGUCAGCCAACAUGCUGGACAUGGAGAUCAAAGUGUUUGAGCCGUACACGGAGGGAACAUUGGGUCCUAUCUCGCAUUUGGCUUUAGUGGAAGUCGGGGUCCGGUCUUACCUGUUGAGGCAAAUCUCCAAGGUUAUGACCGACCUGAGAACUCUGCGUAAACCUUUAUUCGAUCGACGGCGCGGAUCAACCAAGUGCUUCUCUCGUUUCCCCGUCAUGGUGACCAAGUGCGGUGGCCAGUACCCGUAUGACGGCGCUUUCGUACAAGGGGAGAUCACUGGAAUUGAGACGCCAAUCACCAUGGCAGCGCUGCCGUGGCCUAAAGAAGCAGACCCGUGCUACGCCCAAGAGUCCGGAUCCGUGUCCAAUUAUUACCUGCCCCUUCCUGGACAAGUGGAUGACGACAACGCGACCAUGAUCAAAGACGCCUACACGGCGUCGUCUGCUCGGCUCUUCACGGAACUAUGCAACAUCAUCAACGAUCAGGUGUAUCAGGAGAGGCAGAAUCUGUGCUCGGAUAUGGCUGAUAAAGUGGCCAAGAAGCUGAAACGACAACGUGUGUACAGCAUCAUCUACGACAGCUGUAGCGCUAUCCUCAACUCGCUGCACACUGCUUGCGUUGCCAUCUCUGGCAUUGCCUCUUCUGACAACAUGCCCUCGCUGACUGAGAACGGCCUCAUGAGGAGUUUGAACCGCCGCCUGUCUGACAGCUUCCAGCCUGGUCUGCCGGACCAGGUAGACCUCAAGGCUCAUGCUUUUUGCCCGUCCUCUCUACCUCUUAGCUCUUACCAAAGCACAGUUGCCAUCCAUGCGAUCCGCGGUAACGUAGCUCAGGACGUUAUCCACAUCAACUGCCCGGAUUACCCAGAAGUCACCAAGGUGGAUCUGGACCAUCUGCUGACCACAUCAGAGGUCCAGUCUUCUGCUAGCCACUACGACUUGGUUAAACACAAGAUGACUGUCUGCUCCAUUUGCGCUUUUGAGAAGUCCGUGCACGCCAAGAUUGUGUACGACGAAAUGAUCUGCAACAACACUUGCUCCAAAAACAACAUGGCAGAAAUCAUCCCUGAUGUGUAUGUGCGCGAAGGAAAAGAGUUCCUGAAGCAAGACAGUGUCUACUGCCACGACUUUCUCACCGCCGUCGACAACAGAAUGGAACCUUUGGGACGUCAGUGCGUGGCCAACUGCAUGUCACAUCUUCACGUCAAGUUCCUAAUCAGAGACCCAGCUUCUGAAGUCGUUUACUACGAUCAGACUGUUCAGUGCUCCGAACUUAGAUCUCAUUCUUGUAAGAUGAAAUUUGGGAGGUGAAGAGCUAUCUUGAGAGACGAGACAUGAACUGAAUACUGCAAUACCUGGAGUGACUUAAAGACUCUCCAGGUUUCCAAGAAUUGGCAGCAUCUGUGAUAAAACCAUAGUUACUGCAGUAACUAAGCCGAUAUAAAGAUCCCCACAUUCUGCAAUGGAAAAAUGUGGGGUUAUCUUUUAAUGCUGUCAGAAUCUCAUUUUAUGCACCAAGAGUGUGCUCACAAACACUGCAAAUAAACUGAGCACUGGGAGAGGACGACAUGGGAGACCCGUUGGUGUGUCCGUGAAGAAAGACUUCUUGGGAAGAAAUAUGUCACCGACGCCAAAGGCCAAAAGUACCCACAAUGAUCUGUCUUCGUGAAGGAGAGACCAAGGAUCUCCGCUCCGAGGCAGCAUCUGUGAUAAAAUAAUGGCAUGUCUAAACAUCUGUAGACCAGACUGUUCGGUCAAACGUGUAGAGGAGAUAUGACUCAGUCACCCUCACCAUAACGGUCCUCAUACACCAGGGAGCUUUUUGUUUCAUUAUUUCGUCAAAGAUUUGAUUUCUUCUGAAAUACUGUACCCUCCCCCCCACACACACACAUCACAGCCCUCUCUAUUGGUCGUCUCGAAGAGUGUACAUACCUAUGGGACAUAUUGUGUGUAGCUUGUGUGACCAGGAAGAUUACAUAAAACUGCCGAACGCCGUUGUUUGUUUUGUGUGGAGUUUAAGGUCAACUAUUGAAUGAUAAACUUUUCACUUCAUUCGUUCCGUGCCCAAAGAGACUACCGUUACGAAUCACGACGUAUCGGAGAUAAGGUGAUCGUUGCUAACAGCCUCGCUUCACAUGUCCUUUGGGUUGAGGAAAAACUUGUGCUGUUUUCACAUAGUGUAAGGUAUCAUAACAAUCACAGUAAGGAAACAUGUAGAUGGUUGACUGCAUAGAACAAAAACUGUGUGUGAACUUGGGAGUAUAAAUAUAUCUCCAGGACAAAUUAUAAUUUAUUUGUUUUAUUUUUGUGUAUAUUUAUUUUGGUAUAUUAUGAUCACCGUCAGUCAGUAAGACGAGACACCGAGAAAUCAUACUCUUCUUGUGUUCAUGUGUACGAGAAAAUAAUGACAUUUAUUGAAUCUUGGAUUUCCCUGCUUUUUCCUAUAAUAAUUGGAAAAAAAAUCUUGGAAACACCAGUUGGGAGGAGUCAACAGCGGCCACGCCAUGUCGUUGGUACACAAAGUUCAACACUUUCUCUUAAAGAAAUGCCAGCUCCCUCCACGCCUUGUCUACUCUCACCCUGACAAAGAUGGCCACUGGGAGAAGCUUCCUUCUUCUACAGAAUUAAUUUCCUGUUUCAUUUCCCCCCUUCAAGUUAAUGAGCGCAGGCAAUAAGUGCAGGGACUCUCUCUUUCUGCUACUCCAUUACGCAUGCGCUUGCGCUGGAAUCCUUUCGUUUGAUACUGAUCUGAGAGUCUGAGAGACGAUCUGGGUCCGGGCCAAAAGAACAGAAUCAAUGAAGUAACUGUUGAAUUCUGAUUUUGUAUUAAGCUGGAAUAUUAUACAAGACAAGAAUAAUUUUCAUAAUCACUGGGGGUUUCUAGAAAGCCGUUAAAGGACUACAUCACUUUUUCAGAACGGAAACGAGGCAGGAGUUCCUUGUUUUUGUUACAUUUAUCAUUUUUAUACAUCCAAUCACUACUUCAUCAGAUAUGCCAAACCAUUGGUGUGGACCAUAGUUUUGUCAUUUUUUAGAGAGAUCGUUUUGUGAACUGCAGUAGUUCUUUGUACGGUUCCCAUACUUCUUAGCUGUACUCUAUGUGCUUUUCAGCUCUGCGGAAUCUUACAUCAGGGCUUGGAUUUACAAGGAACCUACCUGACAGAUGCGGCUCAGCAUAUCUCUUACAUAACAGUUGGGUUCAUUUUGCAAAUCUUCGUUUUGAAAUUAAUGGAAAAAAGAAAAUAAUUAGAUCUAGUACAGAGUCAACUAUCUAUCUCUUAUUAAUUUCUUUAUCAUCACUUUCCCGUUGACUGACUGUUGUUACUGGUCCGACAGACGAGCUCAGAGGGUGUUGCCAAUAGGAACAGAAACUAAA